AUGCACAAAGUAUGAAUGUUUCCCAUAUGCGUCGCUUCAGACUCCGCCAGGUGAUCGAUGGACCUUCAUCUCUUCACGUGAACAUCACUGGAAGUCUAAAGUGAGGUGGGCCAAGGGUCCGGCGUGGGAACAUCGACGACGAUCGUAACUGAAGUGUUCGGCGGAGCCAGGGCACGAUGAGCGCAGGGUACAAAGACUGACAAGUGAUCUACCUGGUGCUUGAAAAAAGUACUGAAGAAAAAGGUUUGUAAGACUCGAAUACUAUUAUACGCUCCAUUGUGUGGUAUUGCAUUCAGCCAGAUAACAUAGUUGACGGGGACCAUAGCCCGCAUUGCCUUGACGUUUUCUUUUACCGUAGCAGGUAUUCGAUCAACCACCCGUCAACACGUGCCAUCAAAGCGAGGGCUCCCAGGGAGGUCACCUUCUUGCACACGGUUGUAACGCGCAAUAAGAGACGAUGACGACCGUUACGACAAAUAAAUCAGAGCUGGAGCUUCACGAACUCCUUGAACGAGCAGUCCUUCUCUCCUACUACGACAAAUUCAUCGAGAUAGGCGGGGACAAUGUGCAGCAGCUUCGUGACUCCAGCGGACACGAUUUCCAGGAGUUGAUCAACAUGGUAGAUAUGGCCAGAAAGCCACCUCACGUCAAGAGGUUCAAGAAAGCACUGGCAGAGUGGAAACCAGACACAGUUUCAGCAACGUCCACUCCAGCGGAUGGGGCAGAAGGGGAGCUUCACAACCUACUUCGAGGAGCAGAUCUUCUAUCCUACCACGACAAGUUCAUGGAGAUAGGCGGGGACAAUGUUCAGCAGCUUUGUGACGCCAUGGGGGACGAUUUCCAGGAAGUGAUUGACCUUGUUGAUAUGGCCAGAAAGCCAUAUCACGUCAAGAGACUGAAGAGAGCACUGAGCCAGUGGACAGGACAGUCAGUCAAGGUAACAUCCACUGCGGCCGACGAAUCAGAAGAGGAACUUCGCGGAUUACUUCGACGAGCGGAUCUUCUCUCAUACCACGACAAGUUCAUCGAACUGGGCGCAGACAAUGUGCAGCGGCUUCGUGACUCAACCGACGAAGAGUUCCAGACACUCACCGAGCACGUAGGCAUGGCCAGAAAGCCCCUUCACGUGAGAAGAUUGAAGAACGCACUCAAACAGGGGUCAGGGCAUGCAGCCGUAAUGACGUCCAUUCCUUCAAACGAGUCGGAGCGUGAAGUUCACAAACUGCUUCAGCGUGCGGAUCUCCUCGCCUACUACGACAAGUUCAUCGAGAAAGGCGUAGACAAUGUGCAGCAGCUUUUUGACUCGACGGGAGAAGAGUUCCUGGAAUUCAUGGAUCUUGUUGGCAUGGCCGGAAACCCUUUUCACGUGAUGACGUUCAAGAAGGAACUGGAACAGUGGACAGGGCAUCCAGUCACAAUGACGCCCGUUCCGGCAAAGAAACCGAGACUAUCGGAGAUUCACGACCUCCUUGAACCAACGGGUCUCCUCUCUUACUGCGAGAAAUUCGAGGAAAUUGGCAUGGACAGUGUGCAGGAGCUUCGCAACUUGACUGACGAAGAGUUCCACGAGGUCAUCAACCGGGUAGACAUGGCCAGGAAGCCGUUUCAUGUAAAGAAACUCAAGAAGGUACUCGAAGAAUGGACGGGGCCCACAGGAAUCUCACGCUUCAUCUCCAAGGACAUGGCUUCGACAUCUGAAUUCGAUCUCAACAUAGAAAGGUCGCCACAGUGGAAAGCCCUCAGGAAGGAAAUGCACGAAGCCAUUGCGGCGAAAGACGAGGCUGGUGUUCUAAAGUGCCUGGAUGCUGCACCUGCUUUGAAACUGUGGUUGGACCCUGUGAAAGAUAAGUCAGCUCGUUACAAAGCAGUUAAAAAGAAAGCCUUUCGUAUUCAUGGCCUUUUAAUCUCGCGGGAAUGUGGACUCAAGAACACAGAAGUAUCAACGUGUUACCAACAUCUCACACCCCUUGAACGAGCUGAAAUUCGUCGGCAACAAUAUUACACCACAGAAUGCGACGGCUCUUACAUCGACUAUUUGAAAAGCAAAUCAAAAAGCGUCACCAGAUGUGAUGACUUCAGUGUACGAUUGGAGAAGAUGUUUAAGCAACUCUCCAGUAAUGAAUUAAACAGGAUUAUUCUCAAAGUGGCUGCAAGAACACCACACCUAGAAAUAAGGUUCGACUACAACAGUAAAAACGUUCAAGGGAUCACGGGAAGCUGCAACAGAGGCGACAUCGGCCUUACUUUCUACGAAGAACAAAGAGUUUUCAUCGGGGGCCGUGCUGAAGAAGCCGAAGUCUGGGGAACACUUAUCCACGAGUUAUGUCAUAUGGCACUUUUUCUAGUGUAUAGGAACGAUGGCAAGCCAUAUUACAGCGACGAUACGGAGAGGAAACAGCAAUACAAGAACAUCCUGAAUAACAUAAAACCGAGGCAAAAAGAUAUGAACCUACUCAUCCAGCAAGCUUUAAAGGACAGAAAUGAAGAAGAAGAGUUAAUUGUACGGAUCCCUCACGUUCUGAUUCAAUAUGGUUGCAACGAAGGUCAUAGGGUUCUGGAACGAGAAGUACCCGAACUACUAAAUUUUUUCAAGGACCAUGUCAUCCCGGACAUGCGAGAAUACAUUCAGAAUGGAAUCCCCUCAGCAGACGCAGAAAAGAUCAAAGAAGGAAACGCCACACUCCAAAGAUCCCUCAACAUUGGCAAACUUAACGUCAAAUUCGAGAAACCAUUAAAGAACAGUGUGUGGAACAAAGGUCCACUUCACGUACUUACGGGUCCAGAAGUAAGACUUCUGGAAAUAAUGGUUCACAACGCCGUGAAAUCUUCAGGCCAGCCAUACUUGUUCUUCGAGACAUCCCAGAAGGAGUGGAAAGAUGUGUUAGCGACCUACAAAUGUGCAUUUGUGCUCGUGACGGUCCACCCUAACACAGAGUUCGGAAUGGAUCUCAAAUCUCUGAGUGAAGUGUCCCGUGUGACUGGAGCGAAAGUCAUCUUCCUUGUGGAAGACAGAGACAAGGAUGACUUGUUGAAGCAAGUGCAAGAAGACGCAUUCUUUGCCGCUGGACUUGUAGUGCAUAACAUCCUUGAAGCGAGUUUGGAGCAUGUUGCAAAUAGCUGCAAAGCAGAAGUUUUCGAAAAAUCUCGCGUAGAACUUCAGGGCAGAUAUGUUUCUGGCUUUCCUGAAACAAUGAAUAUGGACACCUUCUCAUGUUGUGUAGACACUUCGGUUUUCCUAAACCUCUGUGAGCAUAAGAACAUUAACCUGGGACCUCCCCUUCAUGAACUCGAAGAAUGUGCUAAGCACUGUUAUGUGGAGCGAGUGUUUACAAGGGCCGUGAAAAUUGACCUGAAAAAGUGCAGAAUGGACGACAAGAAUGAGGCUUUCGCACUUUUGGCGUGUCCGCAUGAUUGUGCUGCAAAACAUGUACCUCAAGGUUAUCAGCCAGAACAUCAGGAUAAUUUAGAGCGUUUUGAAAAAUUUGUGAUCCUUCAGGAGCCAUGUGACUAUGAAGCUCUCCUGAAAAAUGAUAAUUACCAAGGCAAGGCAGUGCAUCUGUUGCGGAUCACCGAAUCCGGUAACGAAGUGCUGUGGACUAAAUCAAAUGGCCGUCUCAGUCACCUUCCAACGAUGGGAAGUGACGAUUAUACCACGGAGGCGUUGCUGAAAGUUCCCGAGAAGGCCGUCGUCGUCUCUGGUGCUCCUGGUAUGGGAAAGAGUGUGCUGGCAAAGCGCUUGUGCACCAAAGUAAAAGAUCAAGAUGAGAAGCGGUGGGUGCUCUACGUCGACCUUCCUCAGAGAAUGGCAUCUGUUAAAACUGCGUCGCCUACUCUGGAAUAUCUAGCGAAUCUGUGCCAAGUACAAAAAGAUGGGUUGGAGUUCGCUUUGUUCGAGGAAAGCUUGAAGAAUGGAAGCCCUUUCGAGGUCGUAGUCAUGUUGGAUGGCUUCGAUGAAGUCAACGAGAAAUGUCGCAAGUGUGUGCUGGACCUUAUACAGUUUCUAGCUAACAAAAAAGUUUACAAGGUGUACCUUUUUACUCGCACUGUGUUUAAAUCCCAUGUACAAGAUACCUUGCACACAGUGUCAUAUGAUAUCGUUCCUUUUUCUGAUGAAAACCAGAAUGAUUUCCUCACAAGAUAUAGGGGCCAAACAGAAACUCCGGCCACCAGGAAUGAAGCAUUUGCGCAAAAAUUGCAGCCACUGUACGCGACAUUGAAAGAGAAAAACAAGACAAUCCUAGAAACCCCUCUCCUACUUCAUAUGAUGGCUCAGAUGGAGAGCGGGGAAAUUACAAAGUCGGACGAUUACUCUUCGCUCCUUAAUAUUGUUGACAUUUCCGGUGAGAGCAGUAUAUACACUGUACACAUCUACAAGAUGUUUGUCGAGUAUAAGCACCUUGUGCACCGAAAAGAGAAGGUGAAAGAAGACAUCUCCCGAAGUGCUGUGCGAGGGGACAACCAUGACACGAAGUCUCCAUUCUACGUAAACCAUGGUCUCCUGGCUAUGAAGUGUAUAUUUCCUCAGUAUAUAUUGAAAACAUUAUUGAAUGAAGACGAAUUAGAGCAGUUAGAUCCCGAAGGAAGUUUCAUCACCGGCGUGGAUUCUUUCAAAGAAGGUUUUGUGAAUAGAAUUAACGCUGGAGGAAUUCCAGAGUUUGUUCAUAAGACUUUCGCUGAAUUUUUCGCAGCUCGCUACCUAUUGGAAAGAUCAAAAGGGAAAAAAAGAUCGAGCUUUAGGAAAUAUGUCGUCGGAUUGUAUGGUAAAAAAGACUACGAGGGUGUAAUGCUGUUGUUCGAUGGACUGGCGUCGGCGUCCUAUCCACUUCACUCUGCUGUAAUAAACAACGACGCUUCAUAUUUUGAGCAAUGUGAUAUUCAAAGAGAAGACAUGCUGGUUGUCGAUGAGAUCAAAAGGACGCCAUGGCACGUAGCAGCCCUGCAUUCUGAUAAAGCAACAUUGAAGAGGCUUCCAAUGGAUGAUGAACUAAUCGAGAAUGAUUUAUUUAAUAUGUCACCGUUGGGGUACGUGCAACUCUUUUUCCGCUGGGACGGAGAAUGGAUGGAGGACCUGCGGGAAGGGUCUAUUAUGAAUUUGUUGUCGAUUAUGGGUAUGAAGAAAUAUCUGUAUUCUGACCCUUCAGCUCUGAGAGAGAGACUCAACGUGUUGUACACUCGAUGCAGUGAGGAAGCAGUGAAACAUUCUACCGAAAAUCUGCGCCGGUGUGAAACCUUCGAGCAAAAGAGAGGUUUUCUAGAGCGAGCAAUAUUCACGGCUGUGAUACACGACCUACGAGGCGUUUUAGACGUGUAUCUGAGCUAUGUGUCCCCGAAAGAGAGUACAGGAAAUGUACACAGAGACAUCAUGGACCAAUUAGAAUCACGGAAGAAACGAAGCUUCAGAUGUUCUGCAGAGUCUCCGGUAAUUGGAAACCUUGAUAGUUUUACAGACAGUAGCAAAAGAACUGUCCUUUUUCACACAAAGUCCGAGGUUGUUUGCAAAAUGCUCCUUCCUUACUGCGAUAUAGGAAUUCUUGAUAUGAAUCGAAACACAAUGUUGCACAUUAGCGUGCAGAAGGGAAAUCUUGAGACAACACAGUUUUAUCUCGCACAUUUUUCCAUUAACGAUAGAAAUAGAUACUUUCAAACUCCUUUGCACUUGGCUGAAGAUGCAGAGGUUGUGAAGCUACUUUUUCCUCUUUAUCCCUCAGUGAAUGUUCUCGAUUUUGAGCAAUACGCUCCGAUGGAUAGAUGUGCAAAGUUUGAUCAUUUGGAGGCCAUGAAUUUGUUACUCCUACGCACUCGAAUGUGUGACGCACAUCACAUCGGACUGAACACAGCGCUUCAUGUGGCUUCGAGCUCUGGAAACCUUAAAGCUGUGACGUUUCUCCUACCUCACUCAAAUGCGCACAUGCUUAACUACGAAGGAGAAACGGGCUUUGACAUUCCUUGGAUAAGUUCGGAAUAUCUGUCGAGUUCGGAUUCCAACGUGGUGAGGUGUCUCAUCCCACACUCGAUCAUGAACUCACCUGAAACGUUCGGCUCAUUACCGUUGUACAUCUGGGCGCAAGGUGGUGAAAGGGAAGGGAUACAAACUCUAUGGCCUUAUUUGCGACGCAGUGGUCCGAGGCAUGCACGGAGGAUCAGUAGAACCCCCGUGAUUGAGUGGAGGGACAGGGAUUUCCAAGGAGAAAUUUGGUGUCUCAAACUUCUCUUGCUCCAUUUAGAUGUCAUCGCUGGUGAUCGUUGUGGCAGUAAACUGCUACAUGAUGUGGCCAAGCGCAAGCUAUGCGCGAUAAAAGAAGUAAAUUAUAUUAAUUACAUGAAGUUGUUACUGCCGCAUUUAAAUCUCAGUGAGCAGGAUUAUGUAGAAUGUAGACCAGCAAAUAAUGACAUUUUUACCUUAUUGCUGGGAUGGUCGGACAGGAAUAACAUCGAUGAUCCUCACAUUGACGACAUUGCUACCUUAUAUCGGAGAUGGUCGAACAUGAAUAACACCGAUGAUCCCCAGAUUGACGAUGUCGACAGGGAAAUGAUCGACGACGAUGGCAGUAUGAAGUUGCUAACUGGCGCACGGGAAGGUAAUGUGGAAGCUGUGGAACUUCACCUCUCACAUUCAUCCGUAUACUUUAGAGAUGAAAAAGAGAACACAGCAUUGCACUUGAGCGCGAGGAAGGGACACACAAAUGUGGUGAAGCUUCUCAUUCCUUUUUAUACAUCAGUGGACGUGAUCAAUGUGCGUGAAAAAACGCCCAUGCAUGUGUGCGCCUCAAAUGGACACCUGGAGGUUGUAAAGUUGUUAUUAAUCCGCUCUAGAAUGAGUUCCCGUGACGGGGGUGGAAGGACACCUCUUCACUUGGCCUGUGAAAGUGAUGCCAUUGAUAUCGUGAACUUCCUUCUUCCGCACUCGUUCCCUAAUAUACGUGACAUGUUGGGUUCCACGUGCUGCGCUCUUUCCGCUGAAAGAUGCAAAAUGAAUGUUCUGAGAUGCCUCAUCCCACACUCUCCUACGCUCUGUGCUAAUGGCAUAGGUGAAUCCCUAGCGCUAAUCUGUGCAAAACAUUAUAUGAGAGAAGUGGUGGUGACAUUAUUGCCAUAUUCUUGUGAUUAUGACACUACGAGUUUAUUGACGCCUGGCCCGUCAUUUUCUACGGACGAUAUGAGUAUGGAAACUACGCUUUGUCUGAAACUUGUGGUUCUCCACUCAAAUGUCAGGGCAGUAGAUGCCUGUUUUCGUGAAGCAUUCGAUUACAUUCGAAGGUCUUGUGAAGCCCUGAACGAGAUUUCUUUCUUGCUUCCACAUACAAAUGUUUCUGCUAAGGACGAUGAAGGCAAGAAACUAUUACAAAAAGUCCUCCAACAUAUUCAUCAUCCAGAAUGGGUUAGCUUCCUUCAGAAGUGGACUCGCUUGAGUGACUUCAUUAAUGGUGCUGACGAUUGUAUGCAAGGGUUGUGGUUAAGGACUAUGUGGCACAGAGCUGUCAAUGGACACGAGUUCUGAAGACGAUAUCGCAGUUUUAAUAGAGCUUUCAACAGCAGUAUACUGAUUCAUUGACCUCAUCCGAGAAGGCACAAAUAUUAGCGAGAGUCAAAAAUGAAACAAAAAAAAUCACUUUUGUGAUGGCCGUAUGUGGCUAACGCGUUUUUUCUUCCUGUUCGUUAUGUUACAAAGUACCGUUCCGUAGUAGGUUCAUAAGGUGAUCCGAAAAUGUGUAAACAAAUGUGUUUAUUCCUAAUGUGCUAGUUAUAUGGUUAGCUACGUUAUACCACAGUAUUAGGUGCAUGUGAUUAUGUUUAUAUAGUCCAUCUCACGUAGACUGGAGAUAACUGUUAUACAGCGAUUGAAUCUCACAUUCUUAAAAAAAAAAUCUGGUCAGUGUUAUACCUUUUAGGCUGUUAAUGGCUCGUCACCAAUGUUACUCGAAAGAUGUGUGAAGUUUAAUCCGUGUAGCUGGGUGGUACACUUCAACCCUGGAGAUAUAUGGGUCCUAAGUUUACCGCCCUUGGUGUCAAAUGUAUAUACUCAAAUCCCGAAUGUAUAUGAAAUAAAGUGUUUUUCGCACAUUGGAGAA
Messenger RNA from Ornithodoros turicata, 8069 nucleotides. RefSeq lists its product as uncharacterized. The transcript is spliced from 14 exons. Gene Ontology annotation, cellular component: nucleus. NCBI's taxonomy places the organism in Eukaryota, Metazoa, Arthropoda, Arachnida, Ixodida, Argasidae. Gene Ontology annotation, biological process: regulation of DNA-templated transcription. The record is from RefSeq and is a predicted model, not a curated record. Bases 458 to 7498 code for a protein of 2346 amino acids. Gene Ontology annotation, molecular function: transcription factor binding; transcription coregulator activity.